Pseudonaja textilis is the source of this 1333-nucleotide messenger RNA. It is a transcript of the gene ZDHHC12, whose product is annotated as zDHHC palmitoyltransferase 12. Gene Ontology annotation, molecular function: protein-cysteine S-palmitoyltransferase activity. Gene Ontology annotation, cellular component: Golgi apparatus; endoplasmic reticulum. Gene Ontology annotation, biological process: protein targeting to membrane; peptidyl-L-cysteine S-palmitoylation. NCBI's taxonomy places the organism in Eukaryota, Metazoa, Chordata, Lepidosauria, Squamata, Elapidae. The record is from RefSeq and is a predicted model, not a curated record.
GCGAGGGAGGAUGCGGCCCCGGCCCCGGCCGGCCGCGGGCGGUGGGUGGGCGGUGAGGGCGGCGCAGACGGGGCUCAGCUUGGGCGUGACGGUGGGGCUCUUCCUGCACGACACAGAUCUCCGGAGGCAACUGGAGCAGAGAGAACUUCUCCAACCUCUUUUGUUCAUUGUGCUGGUUCUCUCUUCCGUUGUCCUGUAUUUUGUUGUGUCGCUCAUGAAUCCAGGCUACGUUGAGGACGACAGCGGGGACGAGAAGGACUCAAUGGCCGGAGAAGAGAAGGCCAAAACGUUCCCCCAGGCUCCCAACGUUCGUCUCAGACGGUGUGGAUACUGCAUGGUGAAGCAACCUUUGCGAGCCAAGCAUUGCCAGGCGUGCCAGCAAUGCGUCCGCCGCUACGAUCAUCACUGCCCUUGGAUCGAGAACUGCAUCGGGGAAAGGAACCACCCCCUUUUCGUACUCUACUUGGGGCUGCAGCUCGCGGUCCUGCUCUGGGCUCUGCAGGUGGCUUGGUCCGGCUUGAAUUUCCAGUCCUUUUCCUGGCUCUGGCUUCAAUGCCACCUGCUCCUCCUCCUCUCCUUCCUCCUCCUCCUCAUCUGCACCGUGAUCGCGAUGCUCCUCCUGGGCUCCCACCUCUACCUCGUCUCUUGCAACACAACCACCUGGGAGUUCAUGUCCCGCCACCGCAUCUCCUACUUGAAACACUGCAAGGUGGAGAACCCCUUCGACCAGGGGGUCCUCCUCAACCUCUGGAGGUUCUUCUGUGCCUGUCGUCUGAUGGCCUGGGAGAAACUCUACCCGCCGGAGGAAAGCGAGCUGGUGUGAGGGCAGGAGGAUUUCAAGAGAAAUCCACCGGAUCGCACCGCCCGGAAGUCACAAGGGAAGCUUUGGAGGUGACGCCGAAGCACCGAUCAUCACCCUGACCUGGGAGGAGGGCUUGUUUUCACCUCUUCUAACCAAAGGCUAAAAUUGGAUGGGUCACGUUGGGGUGAGCCAACGAGGGGGUGAGGGCCCUAACCCUAACAACUGGAGAUUCAGCUUUGAGAUUUGGAGAUCUGGGCAGAGGCUACGAAGGAGAACUGAAGGAAGCCGACAGGGUCGGGGCAGGAGGAAGAAGGAAAUGCAGGCAGCCCAAGAUGAAGCGGUCCAGAACACAAACGAGGCAGAUUUCGGCCAGACGUUCGUAUCGAAUUGAGACCGGAGAGGCAGGCGCUCCUUGGAAGCUGAGCUUCAGGUUUUGCUAAGGGACAACAAGGCGUAUCCAGCCGUGAGAAGUUGAAGAGCUUUAGCAAAAAAAAAAAAAUGGUUUUAACUCAACACUAAUGUUAAUAAAAA